Molecule: messenger RNA, 462 nt
Organism: Mesitornis unicolor (brown roatelo)
Lineage: Eukaryota; Metazoa; Chordata; Aves; Mesitornithiformes; Mesitornithidae
Gene: DMRT1
Product: doublesex and mab-3 related transcription factor 1
Exons: 3
Biological process (GO): regulation of transcription by RNA polymerase II; sex differentiation
Cellular component (GO): nucleus
Molecular function (GO): RNA polymerase II cis-regulatory region sequence-specific DNA binding; DNA-binding transcription factor activity, RNA polymerase II-specific
Source: RefSeq, a predicted model, not a curated record
AGGGGCGGAUGCUCAUUCAGGACAUCCCUUCCAUCCCCAGCAGAGGGCACUUGGAGAGCACGUCUGAUCUGGUUGUGGACUCCACCUACUACAGCAGUUUUUACCAGCCGUCCCUGUAUCCUUACUAUAACAACCUGUACAACUACUCCCAGUACCAAAUGGCAGUGGCCAAUGAGCCUUCUUCAAGCGAGAUGGGGGAUACAAUUGUAGGGUCGGCCGUGAAAAACAGCCUUCGAAGCCUUCCAGCAACAUACAUGCCAAGAUUAGCAUUUGCAACUUCUCGCUACUUGUUCUUGGAAGUGAAGGGCGUGGAGAGCCGCUGCACCGUCAGCUCCCAGUACCGCAUGUGCUCCUACUACCCACCCGCUUCCUACCUGGGGCAGGGGGUUGGCACUCCCACCUGCCCCCCUCAAAUACUGACCUCUGAGGACGUCCCUUCCUGCUCAGAGUCAAAAGCAAGAG